AUAUCAAUCCUUAUUACUCAUAUUUGACUUCAUACGUUGACCAAUUGACAACCUCACAAACCAUAACAACACCACCCUCUCCCAUCUCUCAUUCCCUAAAACCUCCGAUCACCCACCGACUAACACUAAUAACAAAACAACCUUUGUCGUAUGGUGUUCCGAUCAUCAAACUUUCAAAUCUCAAUUUAAUGUAAUGUUUCAUAUUCAACAAAAAUUCAUAUAUUACUUAUCUGAACACCCAUCAAUCAUUAAUUUCCGAUGGAACCAUGCACAAUCAUGGGGUUCCACAUGGUCUUUUCUAUUCACUUCAAUCUCAUCUUACAUAUUUCUAUCCAUUUUUCUUAAUCUUGUUCUUUGCAAACGAAAAAAACCCGUCCCGUUGGGCCCAAUCCCAGCGGUCCAUUCCUUAACCAUGGCUCUGAUCUCGGUCACUGUAUUUAUAGGAAUACUGUUUUCAGCUGUGGCCGAGAUCAGAGAUACACGGUGGUUCUGGGGUAGAAACAGAACCACCGUAUUCCAAUGGCUACUUUGUUUUCCAUUAGGCACGCGCCCUUCUGGGCGCGUAUUUUUUUGGUCUUACAUAUUUUACCUAACACGGUUUCUUCACACAUUUCGCACGUUUAUAGUCAUUCUCCGUCAUAGGAAUUUAUCUUUUUUUCGUUUAUUUAAUAACUCGAUACUUAUAAUAAUGUCGUUUUUAUGGCUUGAAUAUUCUCAAUCGUUUCAAAUACUAGCGAUCAUGUUAACAACAUGUAUCUAUUCGGUGGUGUACGGAUAUCGAUUUUGGACCGCGAUCGGGCUAAGGAGCGCGUGUUUUCCGUUUGUUAUAAAUUGUCAAAUGGUUUUACUAGGUUGUAAUGUUUUAUGUCAUGUAGGUGUACUUAUGUUACAUUUGAUAAAAGGUGGAUGUAAUGGGAUGGGAGCUUGGGGGUUUAAUUCUGUUUUAAAUUUUGUUAUUUUGUCUUUGUUUUUAAAUUUUUAUGUAAAGAGUUAUGUGAAGAGUAAGAGAAAGAAGACGACGAAUGGUGGCGAUGGAUUCAAUAUCAAACAUGUUGAAAUCAUGGAAUUGAAUUGUACCAAAAGUAAAGAUAUUUGAUGAUUAGAAAAUAAGAGGUGAGUGUUUUACUUUUUGUA
Erigeron canadensis is the source of this 1134-nucleotide messenger RNA. RefSeq names its product elongation of fatty acids protein 3-like. Bases 194 to 1096 code for a protein of 300 amino acids. NCBI's taxonomy places the organism in Eukaryota, Viridiplantae, Streptophyta, Magnoliopsida, Asterales, Asteraceae. Gene Ontology annotation, molecular function: fatty acid elongase activity. The transcript has a single exon. The record is from RefSeq and is a predicted model, not a curated record. Gene Ontology annotation, cellular component: endoplasmic reticulum membrane. Gene Ontology annotation, biological process: fatty acid elongation, saturated fatty acid; fatty acid elongation, polyunsaturated fatty acid; very long-chain fatty acid biosynthetic process.